GUCAACAGCUGUUAAUGGUGUCAAAUUUCAAAACAAACAAAACGAAAUUGAAAAAAAUAGGACAAAUAGUCGGUAUUUAAUCGAUUAAAGUGAUCUAAUUGUGAUGUAUUUGUUGGUUUGUUACCACAACGUCACUUCUUUAUAAACAAGAGAUAAGAUAAAGCGGAGUACAAGGUCGAUUUUAGUAUGGUUCUGUUGCUAAUUUGAUUAACAUCCUCUGAGGAAAGUUUACUACAUUAGGAGGCUCGACGAUAUGUCGCUAAAAACCGGUUUAUUAAAAUCUUUAUUAAGGCAAAGUAAAGUUCCUAACUAUGCACCAAUAGUAUUGCAGUACCAUGGGUACUAUAAACAUGAGCACAGAGAUAAAGAGAAGUGGAAGAUCAAUAGAAAUGCAGCAUUUGCUCUGGUGGGAACUGUUCUUUCAGGAUCUGCAGUAAAUGUAAAACAGAAAGAAAGCAAAGAUGCCAAAGAAGUCUUUGAAGCAGGAGCAAAAAGACAAGAUUUGCCAACCUUCACUGCUGAGGAAGUGAGCAAACAUGAUAAUAAGAAAAGUUUCUGGGUGACGUACAAGCACGGCGUGUAUGACGUGACGUCAUUCCUGCCCUCGCACCCCGGCGGCGAGCAGAUCUACAACGCGGCGGGGCUGAGCAUAGAACCCUUCUGGAAUGUGUACGGCAUGCACAAGACCGACGAGGUGUACCGAUUGCUCGAGAGUUAUAGGAUAGGUAACCUCCACGACGAUGACGUAGUGGACCACAGCAACGACGAGCUGUGGGCCAAAGAGCCGUACCGCGACAAGCGGCUGCUGGUGAAGACGGCCAAGCCCUUCAACGCGGAAAUACCACCCAAGCUGCAGGUGCAGCACUUUGACACGCCCAACGAGCUGUUCUACGUGCGCCAACAUAUGCCAGUACCAGACUUGGAUGCCAAAACGCACAAGUUAAAAGUUGUACUGGUAGGCAAAACCACCACAGUGAGAGAGUUCAGUCUGGACGAACUACACAAGUUCCGCCCCGCGACUCUCAACGCGGCCCUGAUGUGUGCGGGCAACAGACGCAGUGAAAUGAACAAGGUGAAGCCAGUGAAAGGGCUGAGCUGGACCACUGGAGCCAUCAGCAACGCGCAGUGGAGCGGAGUCUACUUGCGCGAUGUGCUGAUACACUGCGGGCUCGAUGUGAACGAUGUCGCGGGGAAGCAUGUCGUUUUCACGGGUUCGGACAUAGACGCGACGGGCGUGAACUUCUCGACGUCUAUACCGCUACAUAUGGCAGUGGACCCCAACUCGCAGAUACUGCUGGCUACUAGCAUGAAUGGGGCUCCAUUGCCCCCUGAUCACGGAUACCCUCUAAGGGUGGUGGUGCCUGGAGCGCCGGCUGUUCGAAGCGUUAAAUGGUUACAAUCAAUCACGAUAUCGACAGAGGAGAGUCCAUCGCACUGGCACCAGAGGGACUACCGGUCCUUCAACGCGUCCACGACGUGGGAGACCGCUGACUUUCCUUCCGCCCCGCCAGUCUACAGUCUACCAGUCACUUCCGCGAUCUGCGACCCGGUAGACGGCGACACUGUCACACCCCGCAAAGGACAGGUCGAAGUUAAAGGUUACGCAUACUCGGGUGGCGGCGCUAAGAUACUGCGCGUGGACGUGAGCGCGGACCGCGGGCGCACGUGGCGCGAGGCGCGACUGCAGAGCGACGGCGCCGCGCCGCGCACGCACUACGCGUGGACCCUGUGGAGUAUAUCGCUACCCGUCGACGCUAAACAGAUGGAAAUAUGGGUGAAGGCUACAGACAGCAACUUCAACACUCAGCCGGAGAACUUUGACGACAUCUGGAACAUUCGCGGCAUCCUCAGCAACGCGUACCAUAAGAUCAAAGUUAAUAUUAAACCAUAACUUGCAACAUGGAUUGUUAGACAGACUGUAGACGUUGGUACGUUGAGGCUUUAAAGCAGGACGAUUUUUUUUUUUAAUAAUGGUUUUUAUAGAAAAACAUGAAAUGUUGAUAGUAUAAAAGUGUGUAUAAGAAAUUAUCUGAUUAUUAAGAAAAAUAGACGCUAUUUAGCGAUUAAAUCGCAUCUUUAUAAUAUUUUUUUUUUGAAAUAUAAAAUAAUAUUUUUA
Maniola jurtina (meadow brown) is the source of this 2116-nucleotide messenger RNA. RefSeq names its product sulfite oxidase (gene shop). Lineage: Eukaryota; Metazoa; Arthropoda; Insecta; Lepidoptera; Nymphalidae. The coding region runs from base 254 to 1891 and encodes 545 amino acids. The record is from RefSeq and is a predicted model, not a curated record. Gene Ontology annotation, molecular function: heme binding; oxidoreductase activity; molybdopterin cofactor binding. The transcript has 11 exons. Gene Ontology annotation, cellular component: mitochondrion.